AUGACAGCCGACAAGACAUCUUGGCACUGCUUGCCUGCAGAGAUCCGGAUUUUGGUCCUGGAAGCCUUACUGCAGGAUGGUUGUAGCUUGGCUGGCUUCGUCACAGUGUCGCGAGAGUGGCAGACGAUCAUCGAGCGGCACAACUUCGCCCGAAUCAAACUGACAUCGUCACGCCUCCCCGAUUUUGGUUCGAUUAUUCAUCGUAAUCGAUCUCUCGUGCGCUACGUAUGGCUUUGCUUGGAACUCGGAGAAUAUGAUUGCGCCCAGUGUGCGCCUCAAGAUCUGGAGAUGUGGGGGGUCAGCAACGCGGACAAUAUCCUGAUUACCACAGCAUUCCUGGAUCUGUUCUCAACUCUCAGCGCAUGGGAACCAAACGGCAACUUGCUGCUCGAUAUCAGCGUUCACUCUCCCAGCGACUCAGAACACUGGUUCAAAUAUCUGACUUUUGAGCCUGAUAUUCCUUCCGACGAGUGCGACCGGGGUCGAUGCGCAGAGCAGUCGAUGCUGGUCAAACUUGACGAUCACCGGCACGGUUGGAUUGCUGGCAGUCGAAAUUCCGCUCCGCUCGAUAAUGCUGCUAUCCACAAAGUUUUUGAUGAAAUCAUGGGCGAAGGACCGUUCGAUGAUGACGAACAGGAAAACCAGUGGUGGCAGCAACUGCCAUUAGUCCCGGCAAUAACAGGUCCGACCGCGUUGGCACAGAUGUUUGCCCGUCUUCCCAGACUCCAGAAAAUUCACUACGAGCCUUGGAGGGAAUGGUGUGAUUCUCAGCAGGGGUGGACGGAUCAAUCUUUCCAAUCGCUUUUUGAAUCGCUCGCUUCUAGCCAACUACGGAGACUCGUACUGUUCGAGAAUUUCAAUCAACAGUACCCGCUUAGUUUUACGGGUUGCGACCCUAUUCGAAUCCCGACCUCUGAUGUCAGCCGGGCGGUCGCCAACGCCAGUCUCAAGCUUGAGCACCUCUCAGCGUCGUUUAUUGUGGACGCCAGCUAUUUCUUCCAUACUCGCGAACCUUCCUGGAAGUGGCCUAGCUUGACUUCGCUUGCGCUGACUUCACAACUGCUCGCGCCCGAUGAGAGCCCGAUCGAUAUCGACAACAUGCUCCGGGCAGCGGCAGCAGCGGCCAUGAAAAUGCCAAAUCUUGAAACAAUGGAGAUAUGGAACGGACGAGAGGGAUUGGCGAUGCUCUUCAGAUACCAGCUAGCUGGGGGAGGGCGGCCUGCUGUGAUAACCUGGAGAGGAACAUGGGAAUUCGCCCUCCGACCUCCUGUGAUCCAGGCUUGGGAAGCUGUCGCACUGAAGCAUCGUGGUCACGGAUCGGUUAUUGUCAAGGAGUUGCUGGAUGUUGGUGCUGUUGUCAAGUCUCAUGUUGAUGCAAUCCACCAUUUGAAGCUUUUAAACCCGGUAAUUCGGCCCGUUUCGUUAUGGCAGAUUCGGAUGGAGCACAGAAUUCGCGAGGGAGUGCAUAACUGGUAG
Phialemonium atrogriseum is the source of this 1476-nucleotide messenger RNA. RefSeq lists its product as uncharacterized. Bases 1 to 1476 code for a protein of 491 amino acids. NCBI's taxonomy places the organism in Eukaryota, Fungi, Ascomycota, Sordariomycetes, Cephalothecales, Cephalothecaceae. The transcript is spliced from 3 exons. The record is from RefSeq and is a predicted model, not a curated record.